Molecule: messenger RNA, 1458 nt
Organism: Micromonas pusilla CCMP1545
Lineage: Eukaryota; Viridiplantae; Chlorophyta; Mamiellophyceae; Mamiellales; Mamiellaceae
Product: monovalent Cation:Proton antiporter-1 family
Exons: 2
Coding region: 52-1458 (468 amino acids)
Biological process (GO): proton transmembrane transport
Cellular component (GO): membrane
Molecular function (GO): antiporter activity
Source: RefSeq, a predicted model, not a curated record
CCGCGUCCGCCUCCUCGCGCGCGCGGACGGCGGUCGUCCUCGCGUCGCGCGAUGAAGGACGACGACCCCGCGAUCCUCCUCGCGAGAUUCGCGCUCGUCCUCGUCGCGUCCUGGGCCGCCGGGUCGCUCGUGCAGCGCGUUCGGCUGCCUCGCAUCACGGGGCACAUCUUCGCCGGCAUCGCGUGCGGGCCGCACGUCGCCGGCGUCGCGACCGAGCGCCUCGCGUCGAUGCUGACGUCCCUGGACGUCGUCUGCCUCGCCGUCAUCGGCGUCGCCGCGGGCGCGGAGCUGCGGGCGUCCGAGCUGCGCAAGAACCCGAGGCCGACGCUCGUGAUGACGCUCGCCAUCUCGACGCUCUCGUUCCUCUUCGUGCUCCUCUCCGUCGUCCUCCUCCUCGGCCCGACGAGCAUCGCGAUGUUGCGCGGGCUCAGCACGUGGCACGCGGUCGCGGUCGGAUCACUCGCGGGCACGCUCGCGAUCGCGCGAUCGCCCGCGUCCGCGAUCGCGGUGUUGCACGAGAUGCGAGGCAAAGGCCCGUUCUGCUCGCACGUCAUGGCGGUCACCAUCGUGAAGGACGUCCUCGUCGUCGUCGCGUUCGCGCUGAACAUGGAGGCCGUCGCGCUGUCCGGGCUCGCGUUCCACCCCUACGACGUCGCCUACUCCGCCGCCGAUGGCACCGCGGGCGGCUUGGGGAGAAGCGCGGCGCGUUCGGCGUUCGCGCUGAUGAGGCCGUUCGCCGUCGUCGCCGCGUCCGCGGCGUGCGGCGUCCUCGCCGGCGUCGGGUUGUUCGGCCCGGCGCUCAAACCCGCGCGUCAGCGCCCGACGCUGUCGCGCGUCCUGCGCCCGGCGUACGUCCUCGUCAUCGCGAGCGGGCUGUACGCGACGAGCGCGUCGUGCGGGCUCGAGGCGCUGUUGAUUUGCAUGCUCGCGGGGGCGACGGCGGCGAAUCGACGGCACGACUCGGGCGAGCGCGAACGCGACGCGCUCGAGCUCGCGGUCCGCGGGUUGAUGCCGAUAAACAACCUCGUGUUCUUCACGAGCGUCGGGUGUGGGUUGCGCGUGCCCGCGGUGGUCGACUACGGGCUCGUCGCCGCGGCGAUGACGGUCGCGAGGACGGGCGCGUUGAUGGUCGCGUGUCGCCUCGGGUGCGUUCUCGUCGGCGCCCCGGCCGCGCACAAGGAGGUCAUGUGGCAGGGGUUCGUCACCCAGGCUGGGGUCGCGCUCGGGCUCAUUCGCACGAUGGAGCGCAAGUUCCCCGGGUGGGGCGAAGACUUAGGGAGUCUCAUGGUCGCGUGCGUGGUCGUGAACUUGCUCAUCGGGCCGCCGUUGUUUCGAAACGCGAUCGUCGCCGUCGGAGAGAGCGGCGUCGCCGGCGGCGGCGGCGGCGGCGCGACGGCGGGAGUUGGAGCACGGAGCGGCGCGGGAGGCGCGCCCGUGGGUAUCGCGGGGGAGGUCUGA